GCGUGCAGCGAGCGAUUGCCCCUAAAAAAAGCAAUUGAAAUGAAAAAUGGCAUCGUCGUCGUCGUCCACACCCCACCGGAUUGAAUCGAAAUGAAAUGAAAGGAUGUGAAUUUUGAAUAAUAAUAAUAAUAAGAAAUCUGGAAAAAUGAAGAGAGUGUUGAGCAGGGUACGGAAUCUGGAUGUGUAUCCGAAAGUGAAUGAGGAUUUCUACAGCCGUACGCUUUCUGGUGGUCUUAUUACCCUUGCUUCCUCUAUUGCUAUCUUCUUCCUUCUUGUCUCCGAGCUAGGACUAUAUCUCCAAACAGUUACAGAAACAAAGCUUGUAGUUGAUACUUCAAGAGGGGAAAAACUCAAAAUAAAUUUUGAUAUCACAUUCCCUGCUGUUUCAUGUGUCCUACUCAGUCUUGACGCCAUUGAUAUCAGCGGGGAGCAACAUCUCGAUAUUAAACACGCAGUAAUAAAGGAAAGAAUUGAUAAUAAAGGCAAUCUGAUUCAAGUGACAACGCAUCAUCAUAUUGGUAAUCCUAAGAUGGGAAAGCCGAUGCAGAAACAUGGCGGUGAGAUUCAACACAAUGAAACAUAUUGUGGCUCAUGCUAUGGUGCCGAGCUCUCAUCGGAUGAAUGUUGUAAUUCAUGUGAUGAGGUUCGUGAAGCGUAUCGAAGGAGAGGCUGGGGAGUGAUGAAUCCUGAUUUGUUUGACCAGUGCAAAAGAGAAGGUUUUGUUCAGAGGAUUAAAGAUGAAGAAGGUGAAGGAUGUACAAUGUAUGGAUCUUUAGAGGUCAACAAAAUGGCUGGAAAUUUUCAUUUUGUCAAAAGCUUUCAUCUCGAAAAUUUGCAUGCGCCCCAUGAUGUUAAAUAUUAUAAAGAGGAUGGUUAUAAUAUAAGUCACAGGAUUAAUAAACUGUCGUUUGGGGACGCUUAUCCUGGUAUUAUCAAUCCACUUGAUGGGGUGCACUGGUUUCAAGAGACUCCAAAUGGAAUGUAUCAGUAUUUCAUCAAGGUGGUGCCAACUGUGUAUACUCCUCUUAGAGGGCCAGUUAUUCGGUCAAAUCAGUUCUCUGUGACAGAACAUUAUAAGGGUCCAGAAAUCAGUCAACGGACACCUCCUGGAGUCUUCUUUUACUAUGAUCAUUCUGCAAUUAAGGUGAAUUUCACAGAAACACAUCCCUCCUUCUUACACUUCUUGACCAAUAUUUGUGCAAUAGUUGGAGGCAUCUUUACCGUUGCAGGGAUUGUAGACUCUUUCAUAUACCAUGGUCAUAAGGCCUUGAAGAAAAAAAUGGAAAUUGGAAAAUUACGCUAAAGUUACAAUGUUAUUUUUACUGCAAACCUUUGCCACAUAAUCCAGGGUCUAUUUCCUGGAAUAUUUUCAUUGUAAUUAUCUCUUCUGAUAGUAGGGGUUUCUUUUUUUUUUUUUUUUUUUUUUUUUUUUUUUUUUUAUGUAUAGUUUAGUGAUAUAGUUGAAUUUACUAACAUUUUUAUUUAUUGGUAAAACAUUAUACAAAAUUGUAGUUCUCAAUAUACAAGAGAAAUAUUGCAUUAUGUGC
This is a messenger RNA of Helianthus annuus (common sunflower), 1547 nucleotides long. Its product is annotated as endoplasmic reticulum-Golgi intermediate compartment protein 3. Lineage: Eukaryota; Viridiplantae; Streptophyta; Magnoliopsida; Asterales; Asteraceae. Gene Ontology annotation, cellular component: endoplasmic reticulum; COPII-coated ER to Golgi transport vesicle. The coding region runs from base 146 to 1303 and encodes 385 amino acids. The transcript is spliced from 12 exons. The record is from RefSeq and is a predicted model, not a curated record.